AUGAUGCCUUUCUUGUGGGGCAUGUGGGGCAAUCGAAUGACAUACGGAUCUUCCACAUGUUACUGUUCCUCUACGCAACCCAUUCCCGUGCCCAACCAGGACCUCUUCGUCAUUACGGAAAGAGCCCUCUUCCCUAUGGCGAUGAACACAGGCGGUGGCGCAAAGCAGGACUGUUUAAACCAGGCCUCGUUUCCGCACUGGAAUGACCCUCCCGCACCUGAGCCUUGCGGAAAUCAGUGGUCGUUACCACACUGGAACGACCCUUCCGAAGCUGAGCCUAACGAGAAUCAGAGGUGGCUACCGCGCCCGAAUGACCCUCCCGAAUCCGAGCCUCACGACAACCAGUGGUCGUUACCACACCCAAACGACCCUCCCCAAGCCGAGAUCCUCGAGAACCAAUGGUUGCUACCACACUGGAACGACCCUCCUGGAUACGGGCCUCACAGUAGCUUCCCUCAGCAAGCCCACGUCCUCGAUGCUAGUCAACAGCACGCCGCUCAACAUUCCGAGAAGCAUAGCAGACAAGAUUCGUCAUUUGACAUGCCCGGAUAUUGCGAAGAUGAAAGUCAGAGCACUGUUCAUGAUGCGCCUGAACUUCAAUCGCAGGAAACAUCGAGAAGAAGGCCGUACUUCCUCACUAAUGACGAGUGGCUUCAGCUUUCCAAGGCCGACUCAGACCUCCUUGAUAUGAAAGUUAGCGAGCUUCAUAACCCUGAACUUCUCUCAAGGCGAGCAAAGCUGAUAAAGAAGAUAAGAGAAGAACGAAAAAGAUCAGGAAUUCACCUGGCAUCCAUCCGGCUGCGGUCAGAGAAGGCAAUGCAGAAGGAGCUCAAGCAACGAGCCCAGAGAGAGAAAAAGAUUAUCAUCAAUGAUCUCGAUGGACGUCGCGACAUUGCCUAUUGA
Molecule: messenger RNA, 903 nt
Organism: Acaromyces ingoldii
Lineage: Eukaryota; Fungi; Basidiomycota; Exobasidiomycetes; Exobasidiales; Cryptobasidiaceae
Exons: 4
Coding region: 1-903 (300 amino acids)
Source: RefSeq, a predicted model, not a curated record